CAGACGUCUGGGAGUAAAAAUCCGGUAAUAGUUAGUUGUCCGUGAAAGAAGGCAACAGAAGCAGAAACAACAAGAAGUAGUGGAUUUGUUAUGAACCUAGCAGCAAAGCGCCUAGGGAUGUACAUGUAUGUAUAUAUAUGUACGUCCGUCAAUCUACCCUCCUAUAUAAUCAUCUCUAUCACAUUCUUUGGUUUCGUAUUUUUUCCCUUCUGAAAUACAGUCAUUCAUUCAUUCAUUCAUUCAUCAUCCCAAAAUCAAUACACUCUUGCUAUCAAGUUCAUUCAGCAUGCGUUUCUUGCUCUUCGCCUCCACAGUUGCUCUGUCUCUCUUUGGCUCAGUCAUUGCUGGUAAUGAUGGAUGCGGUAGUGGGAAAGAGAUGAUGAUCGACGCCCCCGUGGGAAAACCAUUGGGUCAGAAUCGAGAAUCAGACAAGUUCUGCGACGCCCGAUGGCAGGACGGCAAUGUGAUUACAGGUAUCCGCGUAUGGUGGAUGAAGUUCCAAAUCAAGGCUGUCCAGUUCCGAUUUGCUGGCAACGAUUGGGGAGAUGUUCACGGCGACAACUCAGAUAGUAGUGAUGAACAGUACAAGGAGAAGACAUGGGGCGAAGACGAUACAAUUGAAAUGGAGCUUUGGAACAACAAGCCUGAUGACGGUGAUCCUAUGGAUGCUGUCGGCAAAAUUCGCAUCACCCAGUCUGGUAAAGAAGAUUUCAACGCUGGAGGCUCCAAGAUAGCCAGUGACUCGAUGAAGAUAAACACUGGAAGUGGUAAACUUCUAGCUGUCAUGGGUGCUGCUGCAGCUGAUGGACACGUUUCCAGUCUCGUAUUCCAUUUCCUCAAAUCCAGCAUCAAGUCUAUGCAGAUCACCAAAAUAGAUUUGAAGAACGAUUUUGACGAGUGGGCAAAGGAUAAGAAAAACGGACCACAAAGAGUUAGGAAAGAUGAGCAGUGGCAUGUGAACAUGGAACCCUUAGGAAGCGCAAACGACAAAAUCACCCUGGAGCAAGUGUCUUCAACGUCACAGUCCAAGACACUCACCAGAUCAAGCACACGCACCUUUGGAUACCAUAUGGAUGUAUCCAUAGAAGCCGGCAUUGAAUUUGAGGGAAUUGGCGGUAUUAAAACAACAAUGUCGACGGGUUUUGAGGAGUCCGAGUCGUCGACAACGACCGAAUCGAAUACCGAAGGCAGCGAAGAUGGCGUCAAACGCACCACUACAGUCGAGGUCGCGCCACAGAAAGCAAGGCUCUGUACACUGACGGAUGAGGGAGGUCAGUUCGAUUCGCCCUAUACUGCCACAAUCAAGGCGACGCUGGAAAAUGGUAAAUACUUCGAGUACAAAAGUGGUGGGGAAUAUGUCUCAGUGCAGUGGUCAAAAGGAGUCUCUCGCUGCGAGGCGUCCGUCCCUCUUAAGGAAGCCCCGAAAAGCGCACUCGAGCAAAAACCCAAGAAGUCUUACCGCUUGGCUCGUUUCAUCAGCGCUGCAUAA
Messenger RNA from Periconia digitata, 1489 nucleotides. NCBI's taxonomy places the organism in Eukaryota, Fungi, Ascomycota, Dothideomycetes, Pleosporales, Periconiaceae. The record is from the annotation of a GenBank genome assembly.